AUGUCCAACUCCAAAGCCGACGACGAGCCACCCAAAAAAUACACUCGUCCGCAGCCGUCGCUUUCUUCACUGCCUGACGAUAUCGUUUUGAGAUGCUUGGUCCGCGUCCCAAGAAGCUAUCACCUAAACAUCUCAUGGGUCUCAAACGACCUAAGAUCCCUUGUUCGCUCCCCUGAGUUCAACGUCUUGCGAUCCUCCCUCCCCAAGAGCUCCCUCCAUGUAUGUCUCGAAGAAGAUGAUGACGACGACAACUCAUCCUUCCACUGGUUUACUCUCAACGAAACAUCAACAACGGAGUAUGGGUUAGUUCCGAACCCAACUCUCUUCCCUCCUCAUCCUAAGUACGGUUCUUCAACCGUUUCAGUGGGGUCAAAGAUCUUCUUCAUUGGUGGAUCUAUAGAACCUUCCACUGAUCUGUGGAUCCUUGAUACCCGAACUGGGAGCAUCACUCGAGGACCAAGCAUGAGCGUGCCUCGAAGACAGCGCUACGCAGCUGUGGAAGUGAUCGACGGGAAGAUAUACGUACUCGGAGGCGAACCAUACAUCGACGGAAGGUUGUUUCAUGAAGUCGAAGUUUUUGAUCCAGAAUCGAACACUUGGGAGGUUACGGAGGUGGAGGACGUGCGUAAGAUUUCAAACUGUAGUGCCACGGUGGAGGAGAAGGUGUACAUGGUGGAUUACGAGAAGACAAGUGUGUACAAUCCUAGAGAAGGUGAAGGAGGAGAACGGUUGGUUCAGAUGGUAAGCCAGAGACUCUCGGAAGGUGGAAGCAAGGAUAAGUUAAAUGAUAUGGCGCAUAGCGUGUGUGUGGUGGAGGAUGUUAUGUUUGCUUUCUUUAACAAGACUGGUUUGAUGUGGUUUGAUACAAAGCUUAAUGUGUGGAGAAGAUUGGUUGGUCGUGAUGGGAAGGAACUAAUGUUUAUCUUAGAUGCGGGUGCCAUGGCGGAAUACGAGGGAAGGCUUGUGGUUUUGUAUAUGGGGGAUGAAGAUAUAUUUAAUGUCCCCGUUACUCAGAGUGUUCGGUGUAUGUUUGUCUCACUGGACAGAGCUGGAGGAAAGAUUUGUGGGACAAUCGAUUGGUCUGGUACUGUGGCUACCGUCCCAUUUAUGUUUCGUUUUCUUCAUUGUUUAGCUGUUUCCGGUUGA
Messenger RNA from Brassica rapa (field mustard), 1146 nucleotides. Its product is annotated as F-box/kelch-repeat protein At2g22050. Gene Ontology annotation, molecular function: protein binding. NCBI's taxonomy places the organism in Eukaryota, Viridiplantae, Streptophyta, Magnoliopsida, Brassicales, Brassicaceae. The record is from RefSeq and is a predicted model, not a curated record.